Sphaerodactylus townsendi is the source of this 1053-nucleotide messenger RNA. RefSeq names its product olfactory receptor 11A1-like. Gene Ontology annotation, cellular component: membrane. The coding region runs from base 1 to 1053 and encodes 350 amino acids. The transcript is spliced from 2 exons. Gene Ontology annotation, molecular function: olfactory receptor activity; G protein-coupled receptor activity. The record is from RefSeq and is a predicted model, not a curated record. Gene Ontology annotation, biological process: G protein-coupled receptor signaling pathway. Lineage: Eukaryota; Metazoa; Chordata; Lepidosauria; Squamata; Sphaerodactylidae.
AUGGAACUUCACUACCCCUACACAGGCAGGGAACCAAAUCACAUUUUACAGUCUUUCGGGAUCUGUGAGGAUCAUUGGAUCUGUGGUGCGAAUGAUAUUUGCCAGCAAACAGAAACUGGGGGAAAUGAGUCGAGCCCUAUUUCAUUCAUCCUUCUAGGAUUUGGGAAUCACCUUGAACUACGAAUUAUCCUCUUUAUGCUAUUCUUAACCAUCUAUGUUUUGGCUCUUAUGGGAAACCUUCUAAUUGUUCUACUAGUUGCAGCUGACGAACACCUUCAUACUCCCAUGUAUUUCUUCCUCAUGAAUUUGUCCUGCUUAGAGACGUGCUACAGUUCAACCAUUCUGCCCAGGAUGCUGACCAGUUUCCUAACUGGCGACAGAUCCAUAUCUGUUGGGGGCUGCAUCACACAAUGUUAUUUCUUUGGUAUCUUUGCAGCCACUGAAUGUUACCUUCUGGCCAUGAUGUCUUACGAUCGUUAUUUGGCAAUCUGCAAACCUCUCCAUUAUACAUCUCUUAUGACUCGGAGGCUCUGCAUGCAACUAGCGUCUACAUCUUGGUUGAGUGGCUUCCUUACCAACACUAUUAUAACCUCCUUUAUGUUACAGUUAACAUUUUGCGGACCCAACAAGAUUGACCACUUCUUUUGUGACAUCUACCCUGUCUCAAACCUCUCCUGCAGCAAUCCUUAUUUUGUGAAACUUGCAACUUUCAUUCUUGGCCUGAUAGGAACGGCUCUUCCUUUUGGGUCAACCCUGACUUCCUAUAUCUGCAUUAUUCUCACCAUCUUGAACAUUCAGUCCAAAAGUGCCCAGAAGAAGGCUUUCUCCACUUGCUCUUCCCAUCUCGUUGUUGUGACCCUCUUCUACGGGUCGAUAUUCCUUGUCUAUAUUGUGCCUGAAACAGUAUCUCUGAAGGAGCUUCACAAAACUUUUUCUCUGUUAUACACAGUUCUGACUCCGAUGCUCAACCCGCUCAUUUAUAGCUUGAGAAACCGAGAGGUGAAGGAAGCUCUUUGCAGAUGUAUCAGGAAAUUUAGCAACAGAGUUUCCUAA